AAUCUGUCAAAAAUUGGCCCAACUCGCGCAAACAGUUUGUUUUGCUGGUGUGUUUUGAUCGUAGAAAAACUUUUUUCACUCUGACCAGUGACUCAUCUGCAGCUAGUAUUCGAAAAUUAUAAUUUUUGCAUAAAGUUAUUGUAGAAAAGUGUUUGAAAACAGAGAAAAUCGUUAAAAUGUUUUCCAGUGGUCCCAACUAUACCAAGCUGAAGACCAAUCUUCGCUUGGCCGUCAACCGUUUGAAGCUGCUGGAGAAAAAGAAGACGGAACUAGCUCAGAAAGCUCGGAAGGAAAUCGCAGACUAUUUAAUCGCAGGGAAACCGGAAAGGGCCAAAAUACGUGUCGAGCACAUCAUCCGAGAGGACUUCCUGGUCGAGGCAAUGGAAAUAGUGGAAAUGUACUGCGAUUUGGUGCUGGCUCGAUUCGGAUUGGUGACUCAGAUGAAGGAACUGGACGAAGGGAUUGAGGAAGCGGUCAGUAGUAUAGUUUGGGUGGCACCGAGACUGCAGGCCGAUGUCCAGGAACUUAAGCUUUGUGCCGACAUAUUCACAAUCAAAUAUGGGAAACAGUUUGCCGAAUCGGCUCGAGCAGCAAUUCCUCCCCACAAGGUGUCGGACAAACUGAUGCAUAAAUUGGCCAUUCAAGCGCCUCCGAAAUUGUUGGUUGAGAAGUAUCUGAUCGAAAUAGCUAAAAUUUUCAACGUAGAUUAUGAACCGGAUCCGUUAGUCAUGAAAGACGAUAAACCACAUCCGGAAAAUAGCAUUUUGAUCGAUCUGUCGGACAGAAAUAACUUGGAUGGAGGAAUUUCUGGAGGCGCUGGGGGAGGCUCGUCAUCUGGUGGAGGUGGAGGUGGAGCCCCAGCUCCGAUGGGUUUCAUUGGAUAUCCUCAGCCGCCACCUUUGCCACAUCUUCCAACUGUUCCACCAGCGAUGCCUUUCCAGUAUCCGGGUCCCAUCGGGCAACCUUUCGGUACUGCUUCGGCCCCGCCAUUCAACUAUAAUAUUCCACCGAAUCCUAUCGGCCCCGCGGCCGACGAAGAGAAAGAUUUGAACAUCAACUCCAAUUUCAUCCAUCAGGAAAAGAAUUUGCUGGGCGGUGAUAUCGGUCCACCGCCAUCGUAUGCAUCGCUGAGUCCCGAUGAUAAUAUGCAGAACUCUUCAAAACCAAAACCGCAGCCACGCUCGAAGAUUUCGCCUGAAAUGAAUUUCCCAGUGCUGCCCAAUGUGCCGGCCGAUUUGCCAGACGUUCCCAAUGAUAACAGUCCCGCCGGUGGUCAACAAGACGACAACGACGAAAUCGACUUCGACGAGCUAUCCAGACGAUUUGAGGAGCUUAAGAAAAGGAAGUAGUCUCCUUCAGGUGAGAUUCGUAACAAUAAUUCAUUAUUUAUCUUUUUUUUGUGUGGUAAUUCACUACAUAUAUACUUUCUGCGAUAUCGGUCACGCUAUAAAUAUAUGUUUAUUUGUUAGGCAUAAAAAUGGUUAUACAUAUUUUCGGCUGAAUAUACAGCAUAGCUAUUAAAAAGUAA
Aedes aegypti (yellow fever mosquito) is the source of this 1528-nucleotide messenger RNA. It is a transcript of the gene Ist1, whose product is annotated as IST1 homolog. Gene Ontology annotation, biological process: protein transport. The transcript has 3 exons. The record is from RefSeq and is a predicted model, not a curated record. Bases 177 to 1349 code for a protein of 390 amino acids. Lineage: Eukaryota; Metazoa; Arthropoda; Insecta; Diptera; Culicidae.